Molecule: messenger RNA, 4999 nt
Organism: Trichogramma pretiosum
Lineage: Eukaryota; Metazoa; Arthropoda; Insecta; Hymenoptera; Trichogrammatidae
Gene: Cep135
Product: centrosomal protein of 135 kDa
Exons: 19
Coding region: 285-4865 (1526 amino acids)
Source: RefSeq, a predicted model, not a curated record
UUCGAAAAUAUAUAAGUUAACAAGUUCAUUUUACAAGUUUUAUUGUAAAAUGUUUUGAGAAAAAAGUUAAAGGUUUCCAUGAAAAGAGACUUUUGUGUAAAAUGCAAUGAUUUGUGUUUAGCACUUGAUUUAUUUGAUAAAGGAUGAAGGUUAUAUAUAGUUAUUUGAAAUGCAUUUAUUAUAAUAGUACUAUUAUACACAUGGUACAUGAUUGUUAAAUUACUUAAUUACAAAUUAGAAAAAUUUUAAUAAUUCAAUCAAUUAGAUAAAUAAAAUAUAUAAAAAUGAGUUCCAUCAAUGAUAAAUACAGUAUUGCAGGGCGAUACCGUACUGUUAGAAAACAUUUAGAUACUCUUGGAUAUAAACAAGCUCUGUCGUUAGAUUCACUUCCUUUGAUAGAGCUUCUUCUAGUUGAUCUUGCUGAAACUAGAGAAACUAUGAAACAUUAUCAAGCAAUAGCUCAAAAUAAAAUAGAUGCAUGCGGUGAUAUUCAUUCGGAGAUAGACCCUUAUAAGUGUAACAAUUCAAAAUUAGUACAAGAAUGCAAUCAACUCCAUUUAGAGUUGAUAGAAGCAAAAGAAGAAAAUCAAAAGCUUUCUAAUGAUUUCAAAAAGAAAAUCAGACGAUUAGAAUGUGAAUUAAGUGAUUUGCAGGCAUCAUUUGUAAAAAAUCUGCAGAGAAUAAAACAGUUAGAAACUGAAUCUGCAGAGAAAAGUAAAAAAAUUUUAGAACUUACUGGAAAAUGUUGCAAACCGAGUGUUAGUAAUGCUAAUUUAGCUGAUAGAAAAAAAUCAGCUUAUCCAUUGAGACGGCCAGUUUUACAUGCAGAUCCUCUUCCACCAUCGCCUAAAAAAAGCAUCAAUUCUUCAUGCACCACAUUUACUUCAAAUAAAGUUGAACCUUACAUGGUAGAUUUUGUAAGUAUGGCUGAUAGAAGAAUUAAUGAUAUGACAAAACAGGUAUCAGAUUUGAAGGAAGAGCUAUAUGAUAACUCUGAAAUUAUUGAAUCUUUGAAAUCCAAGUUAUCUUGUAAAGAAAAAGAAAUAACCCGUUUGAGAAAAGUACUUGAAGAAGGUAGACCCUACACGUCAGACAGUAAAAAAGAUCAUUGCUACUUGGAAAGUGAAAAAUCUAGUCGGUACAAUAAAGAGCAGCUACUGUCAGAAAAAAUGCAUUUGGAACAUCAACUUAAAGAAUCUCUAGAAAAACAGCAUGAAGCUAUGACUAAAGCACUUAAAAUGGCCAAAAGAAACGAAGAGUUGGAAAAUCAACUAAGAUGUGCAGAUCGUAUGGCUUUGAAUGCUGAAGCUGAUUGUAACUCGACUGUAAAAGAAAAUAAUAAAAGAGUUUGUAAACUACAGAAAAAGUUAGAAGACCUAAUGACUCAGGUACAUACUUUAAAAAGUGAAUUGACCAUUCAGAGUCGUGAAGCUCAAGAACUGAGAGCGGAUCUAGAAGCUUGUCGAUUAGAAAAAACCAAUGUUCAAAGAAUCUUAGAAAACACUUUGGAAGAAAAGAAGCAGAUGACGGAUAAAUUUAACCAGUUAACUAUGACAGCUGAUAGACUGUCAUCUGGAUCAAGAUGCUACAAAGAAGUAAAUCAAAACAAUAUGCCAAGAGAAUGCAUGUGUCGGAGGGAAACUGAAGAUGGAUCUAACGAUAAGCUUAUUCAUGAAAAAAAUAUUAUAAUUGAUUCGUUGCAAACUACAAUAGAAAAGGUAGAAUCGGAACGUGAUCAUUAUAAAUGCGAAUAUUUCAAAUUUAAAGAAUUAUUUAAAAAGGACGCGGAUAAAGAUGACAACGAUUUGUGGUCUCAGGUUUGUGAACUGCGGGCACAAGUAAGCGAGAAAGAACACACAAUAUCCAAAUUAACGCGAGAGAAACGAGAAUUAGUAAACGAGAAGUUUGGCCUUAAAAGCAAGAUUCAUACAUUAGAAAAUCAGCAAAAUCGAAAUAUAUCGCCUACCAGAACAUGUUUCUGCGAUUCUAUAGCUCAUGGAGAAAAGCUGAGUACUAGUUCAAACAGUAAAUUAGAAAGAGUUGAACGGGAAAGAGAUAUCGCAAAAGCUGACGUUGAAAGGCUAAUACAAGAACGAGAUUCUUUGCGUGAAAGAUUGCAGAUAGCAAGCGCAUCUCAGAUGUCGGAAAUACGUCGAAUGUGCACAAAAUUAACCGACACUGAGACUAGACUUGAAAAUUGCGAGCGCGAAAGACGUGAACUUUUGAUUGCUCAGGGUGGAAGAAAGGCCGCACUUCAAGGGAUGGAUGAAAAAUUCGACGAUUUAAAAGAGGAAUUAAAAAGAACCAAACAAGAGCUAACUGAACAGCGAACGCAAUAUUUCCAAUUAAGAACUCUGCAAGACCAAACGGAUCAAGCUUUGAGUGACAUUCAGGGUCAGCUGGCACAAACCGAGGGUGAACUCAGUACUGCAAUAGAACGUUGUAAAAGUUUUGAACGGCAACAUCAGCAGCGCGACAAUAAAAUGAAAGAAUUGCAACAAGAAAUAUCGACGCACAGAUCACGUAUGGCACAAAUCGAUCGCGAUAAAGAUCAACUUUUGAUGGAGCUGGAUGAAAAGACGGAGAAAAUAGCUGCUCUGGAAAGAGAAAUAGUUUUUAAAGAAACACAGGUCAACAGUUUAGAACAGCAGAUCCGAGAUGUUUCACACAACAAACAACUCUGCUUGGAGCAGGCCAACGAGAUGGAGCAUCACACGCGAAGCCUGAAAUUGGAGCUGGAAAAUUUGCAGCGGCAAGUGCAAUCGGUGAGCCUCGAGCGCGACACCACCAUGCAAGAGGCUCACCGGUUGGCCGACGAUUUGGCGUCGAUAUCUUGCGAGCUGCGCACGACUCGUAGCGAGCUCGAGGCCUCCAAAGCCGAGGUCCAAGAUCUCAAGCGACAGUUGCAGACCUACGUGAGCGAGGUCAGACGGGCCGAAGAACUCAUCGGUCAGAAGGAGAACGAGCGUACGGAGAUGCUCAAUCACUUUCGAAGUCUGAGCCUCGAAGCCAGCGCUUUGGAGAACAACAAUCACAGUUUGGAAACCGAAGCCGCUGAGGCCCGUAGCGCUUUGCAAUCGGCACGAGAUCUUGUGACUGAUCUCGAGAGGCAACUCUCCGACAAAGAUGUUCUCGUUCGCGGUUACGAAAAUCAGAUUAUCGAACUAACCCAGAGUGUGGCCAGUUUGGAAAUUCAAGUGCAGCAAUUAGAAGAUCAGAGGCUGCAUCUCCAAGACGAGCUUCGUACCGUACGAACCUUGUGUGUGACGCUCGAACAGCAGAAGGAUUCCCUCGACAAAAAGCUCGACGAGGCCAUUGAACGCAAAACUGAGUUGGAACUACAGCUGGAUCGCUAUCGAUCGGAACAAGAUAUAUUUCACGAUCAAAUGAAUAAAGACCAUAUGAUGAUCGAUCGUCUGGAAAAGUUGCUGGAAGAAUCGCGCAAGGAAACCGCCACGGCUCAGUGUAAUCAACGAGAAUUACAGAGCGAAAUAACCAGAUUGAAAUACAAGAUAUCGGACAUGCAGAGCAAACUGAGCGCCGAGACGAGCGAACUGCGAAAGUAUCAGACUCAAGCCAGCGAAUACGGUAAGCAGAUAAGCGAACUUCGACGACAGGUUACCAACGAGCGAUACGAGAGAGCUAAGUUACAAGACAACCACAGUAGUAAUGUUAUCGUAGCGUGUCUUAGUAAUAACGGGCGUGAAGCAGACUGCCAGAGUCGUCAACCGAAAAGUACAACAAGUGCUACAAAGUACCGUUGUAACACUGCAUGUAAUUGCGAGCCGUUGGAAUCGAUAAGGCGAUGCGAGAGUCAAAAUACGGACAGACGCAGCAGCAGUUCUAAUAGCAGAAGCAAAGAUGGCAAACUCGUGAAAAUUCGCGUAACCGAGUUGUCGGACGAUACGGGUCGACUGCGUUCCAAAACUUUCGUGCCUCGAAAAUAUGGCAACGAGUUGACGCAACAAUCAACCUGCUGCUGUUGUUCCUGCACGUCUGCUUUGGCAAAAGUUGACAACAGUCGCUUUAAAACUCGUAAUGAUCUGUCGCCUCGAUGGAUCAUCGAGACGUUGGAUCUUUUAAAUAAAGUAAUUCUUAAAAGAAAAAGGGCUAGGCUGAAGAACUGCAGUUCAAUCUCCAUUGUUGAGAAUCAAGAUAAGAUGGUUCAGACGUCCAUGAAGUAUUGUCCGAAAGAAAAAAAGCCACAAUCGCGAGAAUCUAAUUGUUCCAUUUCGAUGCAGACUUGUGUGAACGAUGCUACACAAAAUGACUUAGACAUGUCCAAACCGCAUUUGUUAACAGUACUGAGUGAAAUUCAAUUUUAUGCCGAAAGAAUCAAAGGUUAUUUCGAACGUAUAAAUGAAAAUUGCAACGAAGAUGCUUUAGAAGAAUGUAACAAGUCCAAAGUUCGAAUGCGUGAAAAUUCAUCUAAUAGGUCGAUUAAUGAUCCACUAACUCAGACGAUCGAAAAAGUUGAACCACUGUUAUUGAAAAAACGAAACAUUUCUUCGAGACAUAAAUCAAUAGUACCCAGCACUUCAACUCCACGGAGCAGUCAAAUCAAUUGCGAAAGUAAUUUAAACUUUUCAAAUCGUAAUUUGAAAAAAGACAAUUUUACGGGAUUAAACAAAAAUAUACCAUGUUACGAAAACAGUGACUCAGAUUCAACAGAUUAUUUACAAUUACCUGGUCGACUUAAAAGUAUUAACAGUUUAGUAUUUGAAGAUUUGCCUGUCGUUAAUAGUAGUGAAUUGGAACAAAUUCAAGAAAAAAUCGAGCUGCUUCGAAGGGAUUUGGCCAUGGAUUAUGCAGAUAGUUUCGAAGAAUCUGAUUGUGAAGCAAAUGCAAAUAAUAAAUUUUUAUAAAUAAUUAGUCAAUAUUAACGCGAUAGAAACGUGUACCAAAAUAUUAUUUAAAUUGAUUAGAUAAAGUCAUAAAAUUUAAUGGGCAUGCUAUUUGUACGUACGAAAUUGUUGACACAUUUCUUCAAAAUGAAUUU